Elaeis guineensis (African oil palm) is the source of this 846-nucleotide messenger RNA. RefSeq lists its product as uncharacterized. The record is from RefSeq and is a predicted model, not a curated record. Lineage: Eukaryota; Viridiplantae; Streptophyta; Magnoliopsida; Arecales; Arecaceae.
GAGAGAGAGAGAGAGAGAGAGAGAGAGAGAGAGAGAGAGAGAGAGAUGGGCAGGUCAAGAAUGGAGGAGACCAGGUGCAGGAGGCACCCAAAGCACCAGUCGAAAGGGGUGUGCCCCUUCUGCCUCCGAGAGAGGCUCUCCGGCCUCCUCGCCUCCUCAUCUUCUGGGACCUACGCCUGUUCGUCCUCGGCCUCUUCGUCCCCUUACUCUUCUGAGUCCGACCUCUCAUCUUCCGCCACCACACCUCCCUACCAUGAUCUUAAGAGAGCAAAGCUUUCUCUUCUUUUCAAGCCAAGAGGUACUGAUCAUGGCGGUCGGUUGGUCGGUUUCAGCGGGCCGCUGACGAAGAGCCGAUCUUUGGCUUUUGCCGUGUUCGGUAAUCGGAAGAAGGAAGAAGACAAGGCCAAGGAGCAAGAAGAGAAGGAGAAAGAGAAGGAUAAGAAGAAGAAUAAAAGAAAGUUUUGGUCUAGGUGGUUUGGUGCUUCCUGGAGGUCAAGGGAGGAUGGUGGUGUUUCAUUGCACUCCAGGACCAUCAAGGAUAAGUCCUUCUCAUUCGUGUGACAGGCUUUUCUUGUACUUUGUUAGGUUUUCAAUUUUAUUUUUAAUUUUUUCAUUUGAUAACAUAACACUGGCCUCCAUUAGUGUAUAGAUCAAGGAAAGAUCAAUGAAUUCUUUGUAUUUUUUUUUUUUUUUUGGUGGUGAGAUCAAUAUGUAAAAUAAUAGUGUUAAUGGAGGCCUGUCUGCAUAUUAUUUUGUAUUAAUAUUCGCAAUUGAAGAAUAGAAAUAAUCUGGGAAUGAAUCUGUCAUACAUGUCAUCAUAUAAUUGGAUAAGAGCCACUAUUUGAC